AAAAUUCUUGUGUGGGAAUCAGUGUAAUAAAAAAAAAGAAAAAAAAAGAAAAAAAAGGCAAAAAGAAAGAAAAAGCAGAUUCCAAUGGUGGAUUUAAAAUAAAAUGUGGCUUCAAAAAUUAUUCAUAAUCUAUCUACUUACACUUUUCAAUUCAAUGGACGGAUACUUUUUGGAUAAUCAAAUACAAAGCACAGGACGUCAUCGGCGGAAAGAUUCCAACGACCUAAAAAACAUGCACAAAAACUCGUUAUCACCUGUACAUACACAUUUUAUAACGAAAAAUAGCACUCGCGUGAUCAGCCAGCGAGGAGGACUCGCAAUUCUACCUUGUAGUGUAACAAUGUCACAACCAGCCACUGUAAGUAAGUAUUUAUAUUUUUAAAAUCCUAUCUAAAGCAAUCCCUCUGCAAAUUGAGAAUGAAAGAGAAAGCACAGCCAAAGUAGACGUAAGACACGAAUCAGUGGUGUAUUAAGGCGAGCUCCUAAUUUGCUCGAGUUUUCAAUUGUAACACAUGGAAUCGCCUACGUCACUGACACAGGCGAGGAUGAAAUACUUAAAUAGACACAGAUUGGAAUGAAAUUGGUGAGAAUGGAGAACUGAGAAAAUACGGGAGGGAUCACAAACAUUAUUCAAAUUUUUUUUUCUCUCUUCCUGUUCCUUUAUCCUGUGUGCGAAACUAAAAUGUGGGGAGAAAAAGUCAAAAUCGAU
Molecule: messenger RNA, 709 nt
Organism: Chironomus riparius
Lineage: Eukaryota; Metazoa; Arthropoda; Insecta; Diptera; Chironomidae
Source: the annotation of a GenBank genome assembly